Molecule: messenger RNA, 567 nt
Organism: Coccomyxa subellipsoidea C-169
Lineage: Eukaryota; Viridiplantae; Chlorophyta; Trebouxiophyceae; Coccomyxaceae
Exons: 3
Coding region: 1-567 (188 amino acids)
Source: RefSeq, a predicted model, not a curated record
AUGGCGCAGCAACAUGAGUGGCUCCGGGAGAAGGUGGGGCAAUUGGAGCAGAAGAUUGAGACGCAGCAAGAGAAGAUAGACAGGGCCAUCAAAGAUGAAGAUUCCCAGAGUCUCAUCAACAGCUAUAAGGAGAUGAUGGCUCGGCUUGUUGAGGAGAAGAAGGACAUCUAUCAGCAAUUGAGCGCCCUGGCCAGCCCAGCAUUGUUGAAUGGCACCUAUCGUCUCCAAGGAGCUGUGGCAGACCUCUACGAUGGCACGAUAAAGACAGGGCAGCACUUCUUCAACGCUGCGGGCAAGCCAAACUGGGUCAUAUUUGACUCGGCCACCGGAGCAGUCCAGGGUACUGUGGUGGGUGCCAUAAAAGCUCGGGCGACAGUGCAAAAGCAGGCAAACGAUGGGGGCUUCGGCUCCGUGGAUGCUCUGCUGAUUGCUGCCUCCAAUGGGACAGGACUGUCCGGGCUGCCUGCAUACACAGACAAGAUACCCAAUUAUCCCUUGGCAAUCCCCUACCAGUCCGGUUAUGUCUUCCUGACUGGUGGCCAGCCGAAUAAAGAAGGCGGCAGGUGA